AUGUCAGACAUACUAAAACUUUUGAUAAUAUGCGCUGUCAUGGGCAUAUCAUCAUAUGCUGUUGGCCUUGUUCCUUUAUCUUUUCCCUUACCUGCGCCCAAAGUUCGGGCUAUCAGCAUUCUUGGCUCUGGCAUUCUUGUCGGCACUGCACUCGUUGUCAUUAUACCCGAGGGGAUCUCUAUGAUAUAUCGUAUGGCGUCACAUUUAGAAGAUUCACAUGAACUUCCUACAUCCUCAGAUAUACCGGAAAAUGAUAUGAUUCGUCUCACCAUUCGUCACGGUGGAACAGAUUCUGGUCCUCGUGCCCAAGUCGGCUUAGCUUUGUUGCUCGGAUUCAUUUUUAUGUACAUUAUCGAAAAACUCUCUUUUCUCAUUGCAGCAUUUUCAGAGUUAUUUUCAGCAAUCCUGCCUUCUUCUAGAUCUUCCAGCGGCUCUUUUACUUCAAUAGAUAUGUCUACAAUUCGAAACAAUAUAUUUGGCGGAAUCUCUUCACGUGUUUCUUCCGCUCCAGCAACACCGUCUACUCCGGCAAAUCUCGAGGCUGGAAAUUCAGUGAGUGGAACCCGGUCUCCUUAUAGUCAUCAUCAUCGCACCGACUCUAUAAUCCAAUCUAAUGGUACAGAUGGGAGUCCGACUCCUGACUCUUCUAACACAAGUUCUACCGCGUUAGGUCUUGUCAUCCAUGCUAUUGCAGAUGGUAUUGCUCUCGGAGCUAGCAUUGCUUCGGGUGAUAGCAGCGUUGAAGCCAUUGUUUUUCUUGCAAUAAUGAUACAUAAAGCUCCCGCUAGUUUUGGUCUUAGUGCAGUUGUUUUGCAAACUGAUGGUGUUCAAGGAGCCAAAAGAACUCUAGCUCUUUUUGCAGCUGCGGCUCCCGUUGGUGCUAUUCUAACAUACUUUAUCAUAGUAUUUCUUGGAUCUAGUGAUACUGAACUCAUCAACUGGUGGACGGGGAUAUUACUACUGUUUUCCGGUGGAACAUUUCUUUACGUGGCUGUUCACGUUAUGCAAGAACUUGACCAAGCUCAACACGGAACACACGGUGAACAAGAAAUAUACCAUAGCACAAAUACGACUGUUACUGAUGGUGCAGAUGCUUUAUUAGGAAUUAUUGGCAUGCUACUCCCUCUUUUAACUCUUUUUGUUCCAGAAGAUUAA
Magnusiomyces paraingens is the source of this 1155-nucleotide messenger RNA. RefSeq lists its product as uncharacterized. The coding region runs from base 1 to 1155 and encodes 384 amino acids. The transcript has a single exon. The record is from RefSeq and is a predicted model, not a curated record. Gene Ontology annotation, biological process: transmembrane transport; zinc ion transport. Gene Ontology annotation, cellular component: membrane. Gene Ontology annotation, molecular function: metal ion transmembrane transporter activity. NCBI's taxonomy places the organism in Eukaryota, Fungi, Ascomycota, Dipodascomycetes, Dipodascales, Dipodascaceae.